AUGAAGGCAUCAGACCAACUCUGGAAAAACAGUUUCAUAAGGAGGAACCUUUCACUCCGUCUGUACAAAACCGGCAGCAGGAACCUUUCAAACCGGCAGGAGGAACCUCCUCCGUUUGUACAAAACCGGCAGGAGGAACCUUUCACUCCGUCUGUACAAAACCGGCAGCAGGAACCUUUCACUCCGUCUGUACAAAACCGGCAGCAGGGACCUUUCACUCCGUCUGUACAAAACCGGCAGCAGGAACCUUUCACUCCGUUUGUACAAAACCGGCAGCAGGGACCUUUCACUCCGUCUGUACAAAACCGGCAGGAGGAACCUUUCACUCCGUCUGUACAAAACCUUUCACUCGUCUGUACAAAACCGGCAGCAGGAACCUUUCAAAACCGGCAGCAGGGAGCUUUCACUCCGUUUGUCUGUACAAAACGGCAGGGAACCUUUCAGUUUGUACAAAACCGGCAGCAGGGACCUUUCACUCCGUCUGUACAAAAGCGGCAGCAGGGACCUUUCACUCCGUUUGUACAAAACCGGCAGCAGGAACCUUUCACUCCGUCUGUACAAAACCGGCAGCAGGGACCUUUCACUCAGUUUGUACUGAAAAAUGUUAUUUCCUGA
Molecule: messenger RNA, 615 nt
Organism: Haliotis rubra (blacklip abalone)
Lineage: Eukaryota; Metazoa; Mollusca; Gastropoda; Lepetellida; Haliotidae
Product: glutenin, low molecular weight subunit-like
Exons: 2
Coding region: 1-615 (204 amino acids)
Source: RefSeq, a predicted model, not a curated record